Molecule: messenger RNA, 3307 nt
Organism: Anneissia japonica
Lineage: Eukaryota; Metazoa; Echinodermata; Crinoidea; Comatulida; Comatulidae
Product: jmjC domain-containing protein C-like
Exons: 10
Coding region: 142-1452 (436 amino acids)
Molecular function (GO): 2-oxoglutarate-dependent dioxygenase activity
Source: RefSeq, a predicted model, not a curated record
AACAGACAUGACUAGUGCACAACAUAAUACAGGCGUAAACCUUUAAUGUGCAGAAGAAGGCAUGUAAAUGAAAUUUAAGGGACGUAGGCCCUAAGUGGUGCUGAGUAGGCCUAGUUGUUUUUGUUAGAUUCAUUUUUUAAUAUGCUACAUAGAAGUAUCAUCAGAAUAGCUCUUAUUUGCAUAUUUACCUGUAAAUGUGUCAGCAGUAAAGACCAUGAGCAAACAAGUGGUUCAAUACUAGACUCGGCAGACAGCAAGCCAGGGCACCUCAGGCCACUUGGUAGUCAAAAACAGAAGCACCCAGUAGAUGUAGUUAAUCAUUUUUUGUCACCAAGUGAAUUCUUCGCAAAUUAUGUUUAUGCAUCAAAACCAGUCAUUUUUAAAGGAGUUGCUAAAACAGCCAAUGCUUUCAAAUUUUGGACUGAUGCCUACCUAGCCAACUUGCCUGAGUCAUCAUCAACCAAUGUCGAUGUUGAAUUUAACAAAAAAGAGAACAGAACAGACCCAUCAACGACAAUGUCUGUAAAAGAAUUUUUUAAUAGAUACAAAAAUGAAGAUAUAUAUUUAGUCACAGAUGUACCAUCAUACCUAAGAAAAGAUGUUCCCAUUCCUAAGAGUCUUAUUUGCAAAGAUGUUCUUAAAAAAUUAGCAGCUACAGUAAUGUGGAUAAGCAAUGGGGGAACUAAAUCAGUCUUGCACAACGAUGACGUUGACAACAUUAAUUGUUUAUUUAGUGGCAAAAAAGAAAUUCUUUUUAUUGAUUUCAAGUAUAGAGAAUAUGUUAUUCUUGACCAUUUUGAAGGUGGGUAUUCAAGUGUGGAUGUAGAUAAAGUAGACUUUACCAAGUAUCCUGGUUUAUCUCAAGUUGAGUUUCAUUAUGCAGAGAUGACAUCUGGAGACUGCAUCUUUAUACCGUAUAAAUGGUUUCAUCAGGUGAACUCGUAUGAGAGGAAUAUAGCUGUAAAUCUGUGGUGGGAACAUGAUGGCAAGAUUUUACCAACUCCGGAAAAUUGUGGGUCAACAGUUCAAGAAAUGUCAUUGGCUGAUGUUGAUAUGAAGGACGAGGAAAAAGUUGAAACAGAUGAUGAAGAAGAACUCAUAUAUGAGCCUUUGCAAGACAUUAUGACAUCUGUGUUGGAAGGAGACCAGUUCAUCUUGCCUAGUUUAAUUUUAUUUACCAAGAUCCACCCAAGACUGAAGGACUUAACAUGGAGUGAAGAAUGUGACAGACUUGUAGAGAAGGUUUUCCUUAUAAUGGACGGUAAUAGUGAUGGUAUUCUUCAGAAGGACGACAUAGCUGAACAGAUUGAAUCUAUAGAGAAUGAAGUUGUAUUUCAUCUGUCUAUUUUACAAGAUAUUAUGCUUCUGGAGAUUGGUCAACAGAGAAGGAAGGAACUGUUGCAGUAUUCCGAAGAAGUGAAAUUAGACCGUAUGAUAAAGAAUGAGCUUUAGAAAUCCAUCAAAAAUACAACAUUCUAAUACAAUCAUUUUGAAAUAUUAUUUAAAUUUCACAUUUUUUAGCUUUUCAUGUUGUGUAUUUUCUUGUAUGUACUUUACUUUAUAUAUUUUUUUUUUGCUCCUUUAUAAGGAUUUUUAGAAAUAAGUGAAAAAUAAAUUAAAAAUUAACAUUAUUUAUAAAAAAAAAUAAUAUAUUUGUAUGAAAUUUAUUUAAAAUAUGUAUAAUAUUUGGUCUUGCAUGUUUAGUUGUUAGUUUUGUAGUAGCUUGUGCUAACAGACUUCUAAGUGCUUCAUAUUAUUACUCCAACCAUUGGAUCAGACACAUAUGGAAUAUUUUUGCUCUUCUUUACACUGCACUGAUGUUGUUUUAAUGUUUUUUAUGUGACCAUUCUAGACACUUUUAUGUGUACAUGCAGCCUAAAUUUCAAGCAAUGUUUUUACUACGUUUGACGAUAAAUUAUAUUGAAUUGAAUUAGAACACAUUCUCAGCCCGUCUGGAAGAAUUCCAUAAUGUUGCAGUUAAGUGUAUUUGUGUGAACCUUCCAUGUACCAACAUGGAAGGUUUAAACACAAAUAAUGUUAUUGCACAUUUUCAAUAUCAAAACCUUGAACUUGCUUAUACAUUCCAAAAAUGUUUAUGAUUGAACUAAACUAAAGAAAUGCUAUUCUUGACCAAAUACAGUAUGAGAAAUAGGAAUAAAGUGCAUACCCAAGUUGUCGAGGUGUUGGGCUGGGAAGGAAGGCCCUCAGUGUCAAAAUUUGACAAUGAUGAUUACAACUCAGUCCACACAGUCACUAUCAAAUUUUAUGCGACAAAAAACUGAUAUGCCCAUAUUUGGAUGUAAUUAUGACAUCAUGCCCAUAUAUGGGCAUAUCACACAAAUUUGUCACAUAAAAUUUGAUAGUGUGAACGAAACUAUAUACAUGUCAGGUUGUAAAGAUGCAAUAAAGGUUCACUUGGGUAACUUACCUGGAAUUUACUACAAAAUGUUUUUAUAAUAAGUAUUUAUGAAUAUUGUAGAUUCCAUGUUAUUAGAUAAAGUAUUUUUGCACUUAUAUGCUAAAUAUAGCGUAAUAUAUAUAUUAAAUCUGAAUACUAAAGUCAGGUUGUCUUAAGUAUGUAUUUUUUGUUGUUAAUAAAAAUUAAAUAUUUAAUAACAGAUAACAGAAUUUCCUCGCUCCGUCGGACAAUGGACCCCCAUUGUCAGAUUCCACAAGAGGUUGUCAAGACUUUCUUCUUUGACUUGAACCCCCUUCAGAAAAUUUCUGAAACCAUGACUUGUGGAACAAGUCUUUAGAUAAAGAAAACCGAUGUUCUAAAUUUUAUGUAACAAUUGUUCAUUACUUGCUGUUCCCAGUCAUCUGUCUUUUCUACGAGUUUAUCAGAUACUGUAUAGGUAGUGUACACAACAGGCUUGUAUGUGUGGGUUAUUAUUAUUAUUAUUAAAGAACCCAGUACAUCAUUUGUUGCAUGCAGUGGACAGAUUAAUAUAGUGUAGCUAUUAUUAACCAUAGCUCCGCUGUAAUAAGUCAGUUGUGCGAAAGAAAGUCUUGGGGUUUAGAUUUGCACCUAUACCAUAUUAUGUCUCUUUGAAUGGUCUAAUGGUAUGAUUCCUUUCUUAAUGCUAUUGACAAGUUCGCAGGUUCAAAUGCUGUUAGAGAAAUUUUUUUCAUACAACUGAUAAAGGUACUUUUCAUUGAGGGCUAUGCUUCAAUUAUAACAUCUUUUUUUUCCACUUAUACAUGUCAGUGUAGAACAGUUAACUUUUUUUUCAGGUGUUUUCAACAAAGUUUUGAUAUAUUUGUCAGGGUUCACAAUAAGAAUUAAAACUAGUGCAACCAUCAUGAA